Molecule: messenger RNA, 1257 nt
Organism: Plectropomus leopardus (leopard coralgrouper)
Lineage: Eukaryota; Metazoa; Chordata; Actinopteri; Perciformes; Serranidae
Cellular component (GO): plasma membrane
Molecular function (GO): protein binding
Source: RefSeq, a predicted model, not a curated record
UCUUGCAACAUUUUGUCCUCAUUGCUAGGAACAACAUAAUCUCAAAACUGUAUAAAAUCAAGUUCGUAGUGAAAAACAAGAGGAACUCUGAUGUGCCUUUUUGGUGCUUUAAAGAUGAACCUGUUGAUGCUCCUGACUUUGGCUGCAUUGGCUAAAUGCGCCCACUCCUGCCCAGAUCUGUGCUCCUGUUCCUUCCCAGCUUCAGGUGCAGAGGUGGUGUGCAGCCAAAGUUCUCUUACACAUUUCCCAGCAGAUGGUUUACCCUCCAACACAACUCGACUUUCCAUCCAAUCCACCAAACUCAGCAGUAUCACAGCCAGCCAUUUGAGUGCUGUGCCCCGUUUAAACUACCUCCAGCUUUAUCACAACAACCUGACAAGCCUUCCUUCAGAUCUACUGAAGGACGUUCCUCACUUGGACACGUUGGAUCUGACAGGAAAUCGUCUGAUUCAUCUUCCUCCAAAUGUCUUCGACCAUGCCUCACUACGCAGUCUUGUGCUGAAGAAUAAUCUGAUUGGAAAAGCGGAUGCUGAGUGGUUUACCGGCAAUAGUAGCCUGACCUGGCUAGAUUUGUCUGGAAACCGUUUAUCGAGUAUACCUGCCACUCUGCUUCAAAAGAUGCCAAAUCUGGAUAAUCUGGACUUAAGUGACAACAGUCUGCAAGACCUGCAUCCUGACGCCCUGAGGAACCUGCACCACCUGGGGACACUGAAUCUCGCUGGUAACAAUUUCACCUCCCUGAAACCUACAACCUUCAUGCACAACCUGAAGCUAUCCCAACUGUUUCUGUAUGAGAAUCAGCUCCGAGAGCUGCCAGUGACCCUCUUCCAGGGUCUCCAACAUCUUGAACUUCUGCUGCUAAAUGGGAAUCAGUUGCAGAAUUUCCCCUUAGGGCUGCUGGAUGACAAAGAAAUCUUUUUCCGGAUGAUCUUAACAGGUAACCCCUGGAGGUGUGAUGAGAAGAUGGAGUAUCUGUGGAAGUGGCUCACUGUCCAUUCUCAAAAUGUCAUCUUUUUGGAGGAGGUGACGUGUGCAGCGCCUGAAGCUCUUAAAAACCGACAAGUUGUCUCUUUAACUGAGAGUGAGCUUGGACUUCAAAAGAUUGAAGAUUAGUAAUGUGGACAUCACUAAAUAAUACGUUUAGGGAUUGUUCACUAUUUACGAGAGGGGAGGGAGUUGUGCUAAUGUCAUUGUGUCUUUGUGAAGCCAAAGACAUUUUUCUAUAUUUUGGACAAAUAAAUAUCUAAUCUAAUCUAA